Molecule: messenger RNA, 1763 nt
Organism: Diachasmimorpha longicaudata
Lineage: Eukaryota; Metazoa; Arthropoda; Insecta; Hymenoptera; Braconidae
Gene: Mul1
Product: mitochondrial E3 ubiquitin protein ligase 1
Exons: 6
Coding region: 322-1347 (341 amino acids)
Biological process (GO): protein ubiquitination; organelle organization
Molecular function (GO): ubiquitin-protein transferase activity
Source: RefSeq, a predicted model, not a curated record
UCAAUUGUAGAUUUUCUAUCGGCAGUUUUUAUCAGUUUUUCGGGUACGGUACUCACCGAGAGGUUAGGGGAGGACGAACGAGUGUUGGAGACUUCCGGUGAUGGAGAGGAGAGGAAAAUUUCCAUUGGUCGACGAAUAAUUCUACAAUUUUCAAUCUCGAGGAGAAAAAUAAAUUGACAGCAAACGUUGAGGACUGUUCCUUUGGAGUUUCGAGGAUUUUUAGGGGUAGACUGUACCUUCAGGUUUCGGUGGCAAUUGUCAACUUUUGAGGUUAGACGAUUUCACUGGGAAUCGAGACAUUUCCAAGGAUUUUUAAGGAUCAUGGAGUACCUCGGGGAGGCCCUGGCACUUGGGUUCGAUAGUUUGAUCUUCGGAAUAUGCUUGAAGCAAUAUUUUCAUUGUCGAAAUUCUAUGAAAGCUGUCAAGAAUGCAGAAGUCUACGACCUCAGUGAGAACCUGAAACUUGUCGUGAAGGAGAGACCAGAUAAUAAAAUAGGAUACGUAGCCCUCAGAGGACCAGUCUCAGCCAUUGGAAAGCCUCUGUAUGGAAUACAUGAUAAAUCCAUCUCAGGAGUUGUUCAAAAACUUUCGGUUAAGGAGCAUGUGGUCGCCAGAACGACAGCUGGCUUUUGGUCUGAUCAGGAGAGGACGAUGCAGGAGCUCUAUAAUACCGUUCCGUUUGCCCUGAGACAAGGGAAAAACAGUGUAGAGAUUCUGGAACCCCUUUCUGCUCAAAUUCUCGACAUGGACGUUAUCUCUGACGAGUUCAAGCCCAGCGCACCUACGAUAGCUGAUCACAUCUGGGAAUUUUUUACUGGUGUCCGUCAAAGGGGUGUCCAGUCAACCGAAGAGAUGCUCCGCGAGGGUGUCACCAUUACAGCUCUAGGUGAGCUCUCGACCUCCCCCGAAUCCCCAGACAAACUCAUACUCCAACCUCCCCUCAACACUCCCUUUUACCUCACAACAAUGUCCGUGAGUUCUCUUCUUCGUAAGCUCGACGAACGUCGGCGUAUUUAUCGCUACUUGUGCCUCAUGUUCGGAGCAAUUGGUCUAGUCAUCGGUGGAAUUGUCAUCAGGCGGUACUGGAAGGAUCGGGAGGAGCAGAGACUCUCAGAGCAGCUCAGAAGAAGUCUAGCUGAGUCUAGGAAAGAGCGUAGACAGAGGAUGAGAGAAAAGGACCUCAGGGACGAUCAACUCUGCGUUGUUUGCAGGACAAACCCCAGAGAAAUUAUUUUACUUCCUUGUGGGCAUGUUUGCCUCUGUGAGGACUGCUCUGAUGGCAUUGAAAACGAUUGCCCAGUCUGCAGGGCACCUAUAGAGCAAAAAAAUGCUGCCUACAUCAUUUGAUAAAAUUUUACUGAUUUCUGUUGAUCAGUUUUCGUUGAUUAAUUUUAAUGAUAAUAAGGCUUGUAUGAGAAUUCUAUCGAAGGUUGUCACUGCCUCAGGUGAACGGAGAGUUGAGACGAUUUUGUUAUUCAAAACUAGGGCCUGCAAUUCAUUUUUUGUUAUCGAAAGGUAUGACAGGGGCCUUCAAUCUAGGAGAUAAGGGAGACCUUUGAUUUUUCAGGAGUAUUUUUUUCUGGUUUCCUUGACGUAUUAAUUCUCUUCACGAAGUGGGGAAGAUUAGCCAAAAUUUAUUUAGGAAAGAAAAGCUCCGUGAAUGGAAAGUGAGUGCAUUUUCUUCCCCAUCUCUUCAAAUGUUGUCAGAGAGAUGAAAACAUUGGAACAAUUCAUGACAGAAAUAUAAAAAAUAUUGAAAAUUG